Molecule: messenger RNA, 2928 nt
Organism: Aspergillus ruber CBS 135680
Lineage: Eukaryota; Fungi; Ascomycota; Eurotiomycetes; Eurotiales; Aspergillaceae
Exons: 1
Coding region: 385-2502 (705 amino acids)
Source: RefSeq, a predicted model, not a curated record
UGCGACUGCUGGAUCUACGAAGCCGGUCCAGGCAGAUGGUUUUGAAAGUUAAACUCGUCGUUUCCCUCUUCUCUUUGUUAAAAAGUCUGAUAGCGCUCGUCUCGACCCGGGCUUUGGAAUUCACUAUUUUCUUGCCUUUGAUGUCAUGAAUAACACUCGAGAUACAACGGUUAACACAAACUACAUUUGACGGAAUCAUGACAUUGCAUUGCAUUUAGAAAGACUGCGAAUCGCCUGGCUUAAGCUUCUGAAUUUUCGUCAUAUCUUAACUUAAAAAAGCCCACAUCCGAUAUUCAUAUAUUCCGCUUUCCCAACGGCUUUCCCCAUUUCAACAACCCGCAAUACUUUCGGAUAACACUACUCUCUCGCACCUUCUGACCAACCAUGGUUGUCUUUAGAAAGCUUUUUCUAGCGGAGAAAUAUCCGCUGCAGACUCCUGGUCAAGGAGCUGCAACGUGUGACGUUGGUCUUAGUACAACUGACAGUCACUACUCCGAGCUACACGACACACAGACUUGCCCUCUAUCACCUCACAAUAAGAUUGUCAAAUCCUCAGAUUCGCAAUUAGAAGUGGACCGCCACUUCGAGAGAAUUGAAAAGCAGCUCCAGGAGUUGCAGGGCAAUCUGCAAAAACGUCCUAUGUCUCCAAAACGCCCUCUUUCUCCCAAAUCCCAAGUGCCUUCUCGUGCCCCGAGUCAACGCACAACACAACAAAGUCCUCGACAUGUCGACCUCUUAGAAGCAGUUGCUUCUUCACAGCGGCAGCAAGCACAGCAACCGGGCCAAACGUCACCGCUGUCCCCAUAUAACGAAGACGUCGCGGAACGGAACAUGACGCGGUUUCUACAACAACAGAAACCUCCUCGCAAGCGAAGCAUCUACUCCCGCUUUAUUUCGGUUCUUUCUCAGGAUGAUGUGACAGACGGGAAUGGUGAAAAGAACAAAGACGAUUUCCGUCCUCGGUCUCGAGCCACAAGCAUGCGAUUUCGGAACGUUUCGGGUGGCUCUGCCAAACCCAACGCAAAGGGCCACAAGCGUGCCAGCAGUGGUCGUUCAGGUAUCGGACUAAAGGAGAACAAGACCGCGAAUCCGAGCGUACAGGAAGUUUCCCAGCCUGUCACAUCCCCUAGAGAAACCCAGACACGUGACAGACCUCGUCUACGGACUCAAAGGUCAGCACCGAAUUUGACAACUGAACAGCUUGGCUCGCCGCCCAAGGGACCUGCUCCUAGUCCUGCUGGACACCUGAGCGUUCCUCCAGCUCAUAAGCAAGGUGAUAGCUGGAGCAACACACCCAUCCCAGACAGCCCAACACUGCCGACCCCAGCGAAAAGCGUGAAGAAACCGAGUCCGGACCGGGAGACACCAUCCACGAUGGACCGAUGCCCAUCAACGACAUCCCGCAACUAUUCUCUACCAGCUCGCCCUACGCCUUCGCGAAAGAACACUUUGAAUCUCUCAAUUGACACCAAUUUGGCCACUCGAGGGAAACAGGGCAAAGCCUCGCACCGGGCCAUCCAACCACCAACCCCCAGCAGCUGCGAUAUGAAAUGCAACCCCAGCAUUGCUGAGGUCAUGAACAGCCCUUUGCCAUCAGCUACACCUACCUCUUUGUCUCCUCUCUCUUCUGCGAACCCGAAGGUUGCGGAGAUUAUGGACAUGUUCAGACAAGCAUACACCUCCACCAAAGCUAUCAGCCCUCACCCGACCUUUGAAACAUUGCAGGAUGCAAUUGUUCGCGAGAUCAACUUCCACGAAGCUUUUCAACGCGUUCCUGUUCCCGAACAGGGACCAGCUUUCACUCCCUCCCCAAGACGUGAAUCGUUCGACCGAGCGCCUAAGCCUCCCAAGACUGCUGCUUCCGGAAAGGACAGCCAAUUCUCUAAAUUCAAACCGGCUUCCUUCAUGAAGCACCGCAGAAGCUCUGCCGCGCGCACGAGUAUUUCCACGAGCGUCCCUUCGAAGGUUAUGGGUCGGGUUUCUACAUCUGGUAGCCGACGCAGACACACCGACGCUCCACCACCAUCUCCUUCCCUCCUCGAUACCCCAGACCUACCCCAGGAACUCAGCAAUGAAAUGCCUCCGGUCUAUACAGACAUCCCUCUCCGAUCUCAAACCACUUCCCCUGGCGUUUCUAACAAGAAGCGUUCAGUUUCCAUAUCCAAGGACCUGGCUCCCUCCCAAUCAGUGAACACGCUCUCUUCAUACGGAUCGUCGUCCAACACAGCGCCUUCUGUUUACUGCCUCCGCGCACAAACAUCCGCAUCUUCCAACGAAGAACGAAACAGUAACUUUUCCGACGAUGGCGACGGCGAUGACGAUGUCCUUCACCUUCCUAGUCCUGGUUUUGUGGAGCCCCAUCAGAAGAAAUAUGGCGCGGCUUCGGGCAAUGCGUACAGAAUGAUGAAUUGGCAAACGUCGUCUACUCGGAAUGUCAUCUCUCCCUGCUCGUCUAACAGAGGAUACUGGGCUCGUGAGAUGCAUUCCGUGGAGACUUAUUGAUUCAUGGACUGGGUAGAACCGGUUCGACUUUAUUUUGACAUGUUUACACAUGCAAACACACUCUCUAUCUCUCCGUCUUUCUUUUUUCAUUUUAUGUUUUUGCAUAUGCUUACAAGCGCCCUUUGCUUCCCCUUUUGCAUCUAUACACGGACUUUAUUCCUUUCCUUUUUGUUUCUGCAUUACAUUGCAUACCAUUCUACUUGAUUUUUCAUAUCCCAUCUCAAAACUAUCAUCAAUCAUUCACGAGACUUACUCUCCUUUUCCUUUCAAAUUGUUACCAUGCUGCCUUCAGCGUGUCAUCAUUUCUAUUUUGUAUAUAUACUUGCAUAUCUGGCUACUCAUCCCAGUGUGAUCUGCAUCUACAUCAAGACUACAAAAAGGAUAAAAAUUUACAACCAUUAUACUUAAGAAAGUUGGUCACAGUCU